GUGUUUGGCUUGGUUUGACAAGUUUCCCUGCACGACCAUGGCGGUGGGAGAGAGUUGUUAGUUGUCACACAGGUAGAGAGUUGCAGCUCCCUCUGUGCGUGUUUCAGGUACACUUCUUGGCACUUGGCGCUUCGGCAAAUGUAGGGUCGUGACAAGUGUCCGAUUUUUUCUCUUCUGAGCGAUUCGACAGCCAGCAAAGUCUACACUGGGAAGACAGACACGAGAGCAAAGAUGAACAGCCUAUCCUUUGACGAUCCCUCGUUGGAUAAUCUGGAUCCUACACUGUCGCUAAAUGACCCCAGCGAUAUUGACACGGCUCUCUUAAGCGACAUUGAUGAUAUGUUACAGCUCAUCAACAACCAGGACAUGGAGUUUGGAGGACUCUUUGAUAACCCUCCAUACACAGGGCCCCCUCCCACCCAAGAGCUUCCUGGUUUGACCCAGUCUAUCACCUCAGCUGCCCCUCCAGCCACCACCACCACACCCUCACCUUCAUCCUCCUCUUCCAUCCUAAGCAGUAGCCCCCACCUGGAUGCGCUCCUGGGACCCCCCAUCACCCGCAGCUCUUCCACUCCAGACAAGGCCUUCCAGCCUCCCACUUUCCAGCAGUCCCCCUUGGCCCAGGUACCCAGCUCCACCCCACGGCAGCAGCCAGCCUCCCCGCAGCAGGCUCAGACCCUCAGACAGCCUCAGGUGGAACAGCCCCAACCCAUUCUCAGCCCAACUGCACCGGCCCAGGCAGCUUCACCUCAUGGCUCACCGGGACCGAGCCCGGUGUUCAGCUCCACGCCACAGGCUCUCUUCACCUCGCCUGCACCCCAGACUCCACUUCAGCCCCAGCCACAGCCACAGACACAGACACAACUUCAGGCCCAGGCUCAGCCCCAACAAGCCCGGACCAACUACAGCAACCAGAACAACUACACAGCUGGCAGCCCCGGCAACGUGAGCCAACCCGCCACCAGUUUGCCAUCCUCACCUCCAAGUGUUCAGCCAGUGGCCAUCCAGACUCAGCUCCAAGGGCUGACCACCACCUCCUCUCUGCUGGCCACGUCAGCAAGCCCACCUGUUCAAACCAUCGCGCCCCAUGUGCAGCAAGUACCCGUGCUGCUGCAGCCCCAGUUCAUCAAGGCUGAGUCUCUGCUGCUGACCACUCUCAAGCAUGACCCCUGCAUGGUCACCACUGUGGCCUCUCCCACAUCCCUGGCCACAACCACCACCCCAGUACAGAGCACUUCACUGCAGGCUUUCAUGGGCGGUGGCACCAUCCUGACCACGGUGCCGGUCAUGGUGGACACUGAGAAGCUGCCUAUCAACCGCAUUGCCAUCAGCAGUAAGCCGGCCGGCCAGCCCCACAAGGGUGAGAAACGCACUGCUCACAACGCCAUCGAGAAGCGCUACCGCUCUUCCAUCAAUGACAAAAUCGUGGAGCUCAAAGACCUGGUGGCUGGUACUGAGGCCAAGCUCAACAAGUCUGCAGUGCUGAGAAAAGCCAUUGACUACAUCCGUUACCUGCAGCAGGCUAAUCAGAAACUCAAACAGGAGAACAUGGCUCUUAAAAUGGCAGCUCAGAAAAACAAGUCGCUCAAGGACCUGGUUGCCAUGGAGGUAGAUGGACAGUCUGAUGUGAAGAACGAGCUGCCCACCCCCCCAGCUUCAGAUGUGGGCUCCCCGACUUCUUUCUCACACUGUGGCAGUGACUCAGAGCCCGACAGCCCGAUGGGGGAAGACACAAAGCCGAAUGUGGGCAUGUUGGACGGAUCGGCAGCAGGCGGUAGUGCUGGCGGCAUGUUAGACCGUUCCCGCAUGGCGCUGUGCGCCUUCACCUUCCUUUUCCUCUCUCUCAACCCUCUGGCAGCUCUGCUGUGUUCAUCUGGCAGCAGCUCAGCUGGAAGCACCGCAGCCACCACCACCCAUCACGCAGGCAGGAGCGUUCUGGGUGUGCAUAUUGCUGCGGACUCAUGGGGCUGGAUGGACUGGAUGCUACCAACUAUACUUGUAUGGCUACUCAAUGGUAUUCUGGUGUCUGGAGUUCUGAUCCGUCUCUUGGUGUAUGGAGAACCUGUAACCAGACCACACUCUGGAUCCUCUGUUCUGUUCUGGAGGCACCGCAAGCAGGCUGACCUGGACCUGGCUAGAGGGGAUUUUGCUCAGGCUAGUCAGAACCUGUGGACCUGUCUUAAGGCUCUCGGUCGUCCCUUACCCACCUCUCAGUUGGACCUGGCUUGUGCUGCUUUGUGGUCUCUGCUAAGAUUCUGCCUCCAGCGCCUCUGGGUGGGCCGCUGGCUGGCUGCCAGAGCUGGAGGGCUGCGAUCCGACCGCCCCCUGCAGGAAGAUGCCUGCAAGAGCAGCCGUGAUGCUGCCCUAGUUUACCACCGCCUGCACCAGCUUCAUAUGACAGGUAAAUUGAAUGGUAGCCACCUGUCCGCAGUGCACAUGGCUUUAAGUGCAGUGAACCUGGCAGAGUGUUCUGGCUCCUGUCUGCCUGUAGCCACUCUGGCUGAGGUCUACGUCUCUGCAGCUCUACGGGUCAAAGCCAGCCUGCCAAGGAUCCUCCAUUUCACCUCUCGUGUGUUCCUGAGCAGUGCCCGGCAGGCGUGCCUAUCCUCCAGUGGCAGCGUACCUCCAGCCAUGCAGUGGCUCUGUCACCCACUAGGUCACCGCUUCUUUGUGGAUGGGGAUUGGGCUAUUCGCAGCACUCCUAAAGAAAGCAUCUACAGCCAGGCUGGCAAUACUGUGGAUCCUCUGGCCCAGGUGACUCAGGCGUUCAGAGAGCACCUCUUGGAGAAGGCUCUGUACUGUGUCGCCCAGCCUCACGGAGAGAAAAGUUCCAGCCAGGGCGAGGGGGAGUAUGCUGAUGCCCUGGAGUACCUCCAGCUGCUGAUUAGCGCAUCAGAUGCAGCCGGUGCCACAUCCCAGUCCUUUGCGAUCGGCUCCAACAUGGCCACUGUGACUGGCUGUGACCCCCACUCCAAGUGGUGGUCCUCAGUCGCCGUGGUGAUCAUCAACUGGCUCCAAGGAGACGACGCUGCGGCGGAGAGACUGUAUCCGACUGUUGAGCACCUGCCCCGCAGUUUGCAGAACGCAGAGAGUCUUCUGCCCAAGGCGUGUCUGAACACAUUCAGGGCAGUCCGGGCUCUGCUGUCCAAGCCAGAAAACUGCCAGUUGAGUCUGAGCUACAGCGACAAGGCCAGCGCCCUGCUCCGAGACAGCCUCAACCUAGGACCACACUGCCACAGCUCCAGUUUAGACAAGGUCAUCCAGUUGCUCUUAUGUGAUCUGCUCUUGGUGAUGAGGACCAACGUGUGGCGUCUGCAGCAGCAAGGGGCCGGUCCUGCAGGGUCUGGGCUGGUGGGUACCAGCGGCCCCGCGGGGGUCCACCAGGCCUCCCCGCCGGAGCUCCAAGGCUUUCAGCAAGAUCUCAGUUCCCUGCGCAAACUGGCGCACAGCUUCAGACCUGCAAUGCGAAGAUUGUUCCUCCAUGAAGCUACAGCCAGGCUGAUGGCGGGGGCCAGUCCCACUCGCACGCAUCAGCUCCUGGAUCGCUCGCUGCGACGCAGAGCAACACCCGGAGCCAAGACAGAGGAGUGUGAGACGCGACCGGGCCAGCGGGAGCAGGCGGAGGCUGUGAUGCUGGCGUGCCGCUACCUUCCUCCCUCCUUUCUGUCGGCUCCCGGCCAAAGGGUGGGCAUGUUGGCUGAUGCGGCCCGCACCCUGGAGAAGCUGGGAGACAAGAGAACCCUGCACGACUGCCAGCAAAUGAUCAUCAAGCUGGGCAGCGGCACCACCGUCACCAACAGCUAGAGAGAGGGAAGGGGGGAGGCGGGGAGGGGCUGAGAGACAUGCAUGGACACUGUAUAUAGAAACAUCUCUGACAUACAGAAACAGACAGACACAUGAAAUAUGUUCUCACAGACACACAACCAUACAGUCUGGCAUUUUUGGCGUGCAGCUACUGAACAGAUUUAUCAAACUAUACAGAUUCAUAUCAUCUUGACAGGAUUUUCCUCAUGGACUGUCCCUCCCACCACCCCAACCCCACAUCAGAAGGCACUUAUAGAGUUCACACUGUUAUUGCUACGGAUUAUUAUCAGAAUAUAGGAUGCAUUUUUCUCUCUUAGCGAGCUAAUUUCCCCCCAUGAGAUUGAAUUGCAGUGCCACAGUUUGACCACAGAGAGGAGCCAUCCCAUCCUCCUGGUGGAUGGUGUGUCGAUGGUAUGUGUGAAACAUGAAAGAGAGAUUUGCUCUGCAUUUACUCCGGUAUAGUCCCACCCCCUUUCUUUUCGAUAUAGAUGCACCUUCUACAGGCAGUAGUGCUCGGUGGGUUGGAGUGGCGGGCUGCUCUGAUUGGCUGCAGAGUUAGGUGUCUUCUUGCGCGUGGGAGGAAAACGACCACACCCGGAUUGGUCCGAACCGUGGGUUUGUUCAGUGGGAGGCCACUCCACAGGUUGUUCAAAAUGGUGUUGAAGUUGAUUUAAACCAUGUUUCAGGGGUAAUAAUCUGAGGCGAGGUGACCCACUGUACAAUCCCCGUGUCUCUAUCUGCACUAGCCUUGCGAGGCUGAUUUCAAUGAUAAGUAAUAAUAUGGCUUUAUGAGGUUAUUUUCAUAGAGGUCUUUUUUGUUUUUUGCUGUGUAAAUAUUUUAAAAUGUAUUUAUAAUCUGUAUGAACUUUGAUUGAGCAGUAUUUUGCAUAAGCAGAGUGAAAAAUGCUUAUUCACUUCCCUUAAUUCUCUUUCAUUUGGUAGCUUUUGACCAGGUCCAAAUAAUGUAGUUACUGUACUGUAUUGCUACGUUGAUGAGUUUUAAGACAGCAUCAAGUUAUCAAGGUGACAUCUGCGUCACAUCGUCUGACUCAGUUGACCUUUUGCACUGUUGGACACGUAUGCAACAAUGAUAUCAUAAGAGGUUGGCAGCAUCCAGUUCUGGCAUAGCCAACUCAGACUAUAUUGUGAACCUUUGGCACUUUUGCAACAAGUUACAUAAGUCAUGCAGGCAGUUUCAAAAUAAUUGACCAUUUUUUUUCUUCCAAAGAGGGCCUGUAGUGAACAUUUUCCUGGUUUUCUUUUGUAGCUCCAGCAUAAAGAGCAAUACUUGUUCUCUCAGUCAUUAUAGUUUCAUGCUCCUACAGAAACAUCGUUUAUUAAUUUUCAGAGAAAAGAAAAAAAGAAAGGAAAAAAAAACCUGGAUUUUUUUUUUUUUUUUUUUGUCCCAGGACCAGUAUGUUUUUAUAGUGUGUCACUAAUGUGAAAGACUGAAAAGAGUUUGGUUUGAGAUGAAUGACACGCAACCAGGUCUAAAGGUAUUGUUUAUGUGUCCUUUAACAUCUUUCCUUCUCUUCCUUGUUCUUUGGUUUCCUUUUCAAAUGUAAAUAUUAAAACAUUUUGUAAAGAAGA
Messenger RNA from Lates calcarifer (barramundi perch), 5394 nucleotides. RefSeq names its product sterol regulatory element binding transcription factor 1 (gene srebf1). Gene Ontology annotation, biological process: regulation of transcription by RNA polymerase II. Gene Ontology annotation, cellular component: nucleus. The record is from RefSeq and is a predicted model, not a curated record. Gene Ontology annotation, molecular function: DNA-binding transcription factor activity, RNA polymerase II-specific; RNA polymerase II cis-regulatory region sequence-specific DNA binding; protein dimerization activity. Bases 232 to 3804 code for a protein of 1190 amino acids. The transcript is spliced from 19 exons. NCBI's taxonomy places the organism in Eukaryota, Metazoa, Chordata, Actinopteri, Centropomidae.